Messenger RNA from Exaiptasia diaphana, 2716 nucleotides. RefSeq names its product calcium/calmodulin-dependent protein kinase type 1D. Gene Ontology annotation, biological process: protein phosphorylation. The coding region runs from base 291 to 1277 and encodes 328 amino acids. Gene Ontology annotation, molecular function: ATP binding; calmodulin binding; calcium/calmodulin-dependent protein kinase activity. The record is from RefSeq and is a predicted model, not a curated record. NCBI's taxonomy places the organism in Eukaryota, Metazoa, Cnidaria, Anthozoa, Actiniaria, Aiptasiidae. The transcript has 13 exons.
UUCAAGUGUGAUCCGCAGACUCUUCUUACUCAGAACUCCCGCUGCCCACCAAGACAUUUUCUGAACCAAAACAAGAAAUCGCCGACGAAUUACAUAAGUGUAUUCCAGAUUUUCAAACCGCGAAMAGAUUGAGAGUCAGAUCGCUUGAUAAAAUCAAAUGUAGCCACCUACAGUGGCUGUGCAGAUCUCGGUUAAAAAUCAUUCUGACGCCAGUUGAUUUGUAACGAAGGUAGACACAGAUGAAGAGAUUGUGAUAUACCUGCAACACGGCAAAUCUACAAGCACUAGGGAUGCCUCUCUUCGGUAAAAAGAAGUUCGACGAUAAAAUCACGAAAAAGUAUGAAUUAGGAGAGGUUCUAGGAUCAGGUGCUUUCUCUGAAGUUAUCUUCGCCUCGGAGAAAGAAACGGGCAAGCAGUAUGCCAUUAAAUGCAUCGCCAAGAAGGACAUCAAGGGAAAAGAGGAAGGAGUUGAGAACGAGAUCGCUAUCCUCAAGAAGGUAUCACACAAGAAUAUUAUUGGACUGAGAGACAUCGUAGACAACAAAUCUCAUCUCUAUUUAGUCAUGGAUUUAGUACAAGGUGGAGAACUGUUUGACAGAAUUGUAGAGAAGGGUAGCUAUACAGAGCAAGAUGCCAGCCAACUUAUCCAACAAAUUCUAGAAGCAGCUGACUAUCUUCACUCAUUGGGCAUUGUACAUAGAGAUUUAAAGCCUGAAAAUUUGUUAUAUUACAGUCCUGAUGAAGAUUCUAAAAUUAUGAUCAGUGAUUUUGGUUUAUCAAAGAUGGAAGGCCAGGAUGGAAUGGCUACAGCAUGUGGUACACCAGGUUAUGUCGCACCUGAAGUCCUUCGACAAGAGGUUUAUGGUAAAGCAGUGGACUGUUGGUCUAUAGGAGUAAUAUGUUAUAUCCUGUUAUGUGGCUAUCCGCCUUUCUACGAUGAAAGUGACGCUAACCUUUUUGCUCAAAUUAUGAGAGGGGAAUAUGAAUUUGAUGCACCCUAUUGGGAUGAAAUUUCAGAAUCAGCUAAAGAUUUCAUUAGACAUCUAAUGGAAGUAGAUCCUAAAAAGAGAUACACAUGCAAACAGUCCCUAGCUCACCCUUGGAUAUCUGGAGGUACAGCUCUCACCAAAGACAUCCAUGCGUCAGUCAGUGAACAAAUCAARAAAAAUUUCUAUAAGCAAAAAUGGAAGCAAGCAUUCAAUGCCGCUACAGCGAUAGGCCGAAUGAGAGCUCUUGGACUUGGUAAACAAGACAACAACAACCAAAAGCCAAACUAGAAAAACACCACUCUGUCUCCUUUUGAAGACGUUAGACAAACUUUUUAAAAUGCUGUCAUAAUGGAUGUUGCUUGACAAUUGUAGCCAUUUUUGAUAAAAAAAUGGUUUUUAGGACAUCAGUGAUAACUCAUUGAUAUGUAUGCUGUGACUGGACUUAACUGCACAAGUUAAGAAGAUGAUUUUAAAUGAAAUGGUGGACAGAGGUUUUGGAUAGAAGAUAAUAGGAUAUAUCCUAUAGUAAGAUACUUUGAUAAUUAUUAACUCUAUACACAAUAUAGGAUCUCAAUGGGCACAAUCUUUGGAUUUUCAGAGCAGAUUUUUUCCAAGUGUGCGAAUUUCUAACUAUGACCAUGCUAAAUGUAAUGACCUUGCUGAUUAUAUCCCUGAAUUUUCACUUCCGUCACUUCCGUAUAGAAUCUGCUCUUCUCUCCUGGUGUCACUCUUUUAUUAACUCUUCACCCUAUGGUUGGGCUUCCUGUCCCACUCAGUGAGUGAUGGGAUCAAAUUCCCUGUGCUCAGCCCAGGGAAUUUCACAGUGGUCUCAGUUUUUCUUGUUGAGAAGGGAAAAACCUUAUGGAGAUUUUGAAGUAACCACACUUCCUUUUGAACAUCAUUCUUAUAACAUGCACACACAAGAAUAACUCACAAGUGAAUGCAAAAAAACUAUUUUUUCCACAAUUUUGAGCAAACUAUUUCACCAAUACAGUGAAUGCAUCCAAUACACGUUUACGACAUAAACCGGAAGUAACUUAGGAAUUGAAAAAUAUUCUUUUUGAAUUUAACAAGAAGCAAGAAAAUGUACUUUAGCUACAGACAAGGAAUUUUUCUUGAAUCUAGUAGGUGAUAUUUGCCAUCUAAACUCCUUCAGGGCCCUUAGGCCUCGUUUCCAUCCCUUUGUUUUCUAUUGUUUUCAAUUCACUUCCGGCUUACGUCRUAAGCAUCUAUUGCAGUAAGUUUGGGUCUUUUGUUGAGACCAGUUGAUUAUUCUGUUGCAUGUAUUCGCAUUCUGAUCCCUGAUGGCAUAGUGUCACAGAUCCUUGAUCCCAUAUACCAUAUCAGGACCCUGCUUUCAAUUUUUAUUUUCUCUAAUUUUAGAGGCUUUUAAUGGAUAGGAGAUGGGUAGAGCAACAUAAUGAAAUCGAAACUGAACAGUUUAGCAUUGAAGUCAAUAUUUAUGACUAUUCCUUCAAUUCAAGUUUGGCAUCGUUAAACAUGUUUGAAGGUCAACUCAUUGAGAUCCUACCACCGAUAUGUUGAGAAGUAAAUAAUAUUCAAUUCUAAGUAGACUUUGAUUGUUUUACCCGCUUUCAUAAUGAAAUGAAUAUAAUAACCAUAUAAAUAUAUAUAAGCUUUGAUCUUAAGAUUUGUUWAUAUUUUUGUAAAGUAGUUGGUUUUUCUUAUUAAUUAUUUGUUCAAACAUGUAUUGUGUAGACAUUUUA